Molecule: messenger RNA, 1209 nt
Organism: Coccidioides posadasii C735 delta SOWgp
Lineage: Eukaryota; Fungi; Ascomycota; Eurotiomycetes; Onygenales; Onygenaceae
Biological process (GO): DNA repair
Cellular component (GO): nucleus
Molecular function (GO): metallopeptidase activity
Source: RefSeq, a predicted model, not a curated record
AUGAGGGAGUUUGACGCUCUCGUCUCCGAGUACCAACAUGACAAGCGCAAGCCCAAGGAAGCGGAAGCCUUGACAACUCUGCGCAAAGUUGCUUCUUUAGUCAAACCGAUUAUGCGUCAGAGAUCUUGGAGAGUCGGGACACUUUGCGAAUUCUACCCUGCACAGGCCAACUUAUUAGGCCUAAAUAUCAACCAUGGCGAGAAGAUAUGUCUUCGGUUGAGAAGUCCGCAUGACGAGAAGCAGUUCAUCCCUCUCGAGCAAAUAGUCGAUACCAUGCUUCAUGAGUUAUGCCAUAUUGUUCAUGGACCUCAUAACCAAGAGUUCCACGCGCUCUGGAACCAGCUCCGUGAUGAACACGAACAGCUUGUCCGGAAAGGAUAUACUGGUGAAGGCUUUCUCUCGGCGGGACACCGGCUUGGUGGUAAAAGAGUUCCACCGGACGAAUUGCGGAGACAGGCUCGUGCGGCUGCUGAAAAACGCCGGGUUCUCACGGCAGGAUCUGGCCAAAGGCUCGGAGGCAUGCCCCCUUCUCGAGGUGCGGAUAUGAGGAAGGUUAUUGCGGAUGCUGCAGAGAGACGGAAAAAGGUAACUGAAGGUUGCGCCAGUGGUACAAAGGAGGGCCAAAAACUCGCGGACGAGGUUUCGCAUAACGGAUUCAGGACAAAGGCAGAAGAAGAUGAUGCCAAUGAACGUGCGAUUAUGGAGGCGUAUAUUGAGCUAAUCCAACAAGAAGAGAGGGAACAGUAUGGCAGCUUAUACGUGCCCCCGAGUGCCGCCAAUCCAGCAGGACCACGAGCUCUUGCACCACCCCCUGUCCCUGAGAGUACAAAACCAAGGCUUACGACUACAUCGGAACAAACGACAGAAGGGGAUAUAGACAUUUGGCCAUGUCCAGUAUGUACUCUCGUAAAUCCAUCGAUGUUCCUGUGUUGUGAUGCAUGCGGGUCAGAACGUCCCCAAGUCGUGAAUCCUUCUCCGCCUCAAAAACCACCAAGGCCUUCCCAGAAACAUUCGUUUCCCGAAGAAAGGCAGUCGGCCGGUAGCAAUUCUUCGACGAAACCUCGCAGAUCUGCGGUCGAUUCGCUGAGAGAGAUCGACGACCGAAUGGCGAAAAAGCCCCUUGGGUGGGUUUGUCAUAUGUGUGGAACAUUUAUGGAAUCGGAAUGGUGGACUUGCGCGUGCUGCGGAACAAUGAAACAAUCGUCAUGA